This is a messenger RNA of Penaeus monodon (black tiger shrimp), 735 nucleotides long. RefSeq lists its product as uncharacterized. The record is from RefSeq and is a predicted model, not a curated record. NCBI's taxonomy places the organism in Eukaryota, Metazoa, Arthropoda, Malacostraca, Decapoda, Penaeidae. Bases 1 to 735 code for a protein of 244 amino acids. The transcript has 6 exons.
AUGCAGAAGUCACCCCCAACAGGGGUUUUCAAUGGGGAAAGGAGCUUUCAGAUAAAAGCUGGCAUCCGUGAGCCUCUCCGACACGCCGGGCACGCUAAAUGCCGGUUUCGCCCCCGUGGACAGGUACAGCACCCUGACAGAAUUCCUCAGUAUUUGCUGGCGUCCUCAGUGCCCUCCGACGCAGCCACGAUGGGGCAGGGGCUGCUGAGGCCCUGGGUCUUGGCGGCCUUCCUCGUCUCGGCGGUUACAGGCGCGAGGGAAUCCAUGGUCAUUGUGAAGAUAAAUACUGGCAAAGCUGAUGGCGACGGAGGGAUUCUGAGUCAGUUGGAGCGAUGCGCCAUUUCCACCAGGCUUUGGGGCGGCGCUGUCGUGGUGGACGUCGGGGCAAGAGCGUUCUUCCGUCGCGGCCAAGAUUACGUCAAGCACCAUCUGUGGGGCGAAGCGGCCUUCCCUUGCCGGGCCCUCUUACUCGAUCUAACAGGAAAUGCGACUCGGAUUUUUAGAUUCCUCGAGACGUCCGGAGUAUCUCUGUAUCCGGAGAUGCGAACUGUGCUGGUGGGGCCUCAGCACCAGAUGGAAGCCGCGCUUCAACACCCAAGCCUUCGAAAUGCAAUCCACGCAGUCUACCUCGCCCUCAAAGAUGGCGUGAGAAAGGACGUGUUUGCUUAUCGGCGGUGUCUUUAUUGCGAUCACGGUGAGAUGGGGGUCCAGGUGCUUGAACCAGUGGCAACUUAA